AUGACGUCGGCCACCAAGGUGUACUACAGCCAGACCACGCAGACCGACAGCCGCCCCCGCCCGCUCAUCGGCUCGGGGCUGCGGCGACGCCGGGUGAUGACCAAGGAUGGUCGUAGCAACGUCAGGAUGGAGCACAUCGCCGACAAACGCUUCCUGUACCUCAAGGACCUGUGGACAACCUUCAUCGACAUGCAAUGGCGGUACAAGCUCAUCCUCUUCUCCGCCACCUUCGCCGGCACUUGGUUUGCUUUCGGUGUCAUCUGGUACUUGGUGGCCGUGGUUCAUGGUGACCUACUAGAGUUUGAUCCACCAGCCAACCAUACACCGUGUGUCAUGCAGGUCCACACCCUCACCGGUGCUUUCCUCUUCUCCUUGGAGUCUCAAACCACCAUUGGUUACGGUUUCCGUUACAUCAGUGAGGAAUGUCCCUUGGCCAUCGUCCUCCUCAUCACCCAACUCGUCCUGACCACCAUCAUGGAGAUCUUCAUCACUGGUACCUUCUUGGCUAAAAUCGCCCGACCUAAGAAACGGGCUGAGACCAUCAAAUUCAGUCAGAACGCGGUGGUGGCUCAACACAACGGGAAGACCUGUCUGAUGAUCCGAGUGGCCAACAUGCGCAAGAGUCUCCUCAUCGGCUGCCAGGUGACGGGGAAACUCCUCCAGACCCACCUGACCAAGGAAGGUGAGAGCGUUCGCCUCAACCAAGUCAACGUAGACUUCCAAGUGGACACUUCAUCUGACAGCCCUUUCCUCAUCUUACCCCUCACCUUCUACCACGUGGUAGAUGAUGACAGUCCCUUCCGUGACGUGGCCCUAAGGACGGGUGAAGGUGACUUUGAGUUGGUGGUCAUCCUCAGUGGUACCGUGGAAUCCACCAGCGCCACGUGCCAGGUGCGUACGUCCUACCUGCCCGAGGAGAUCCUCUGGGGUUACGAGUUCACUCCGGCCAUCUCCCUCUCGGCCAGCGGGAAAUACGUGGCUGAUUUCAGCCUCUUUGACCAAGUGGUGAAGGUGACGGUGCCGUGUUGUCUCCACGAGACCGUCCGGUUUGGAGACCCCGAGAAGGUGAAGCUGGAGGAGUCGCUGAGGGAGGCGGCGGAACGGGAACAACGGGAGGGAGCCCCCCUCAGUGUCCGCAUCAGCAACGUCUGA
Molecule: messenger RNA, 1152 nt
Organism: Antrostomus carolinensis (chuck-will's-widow)
Lineage: Eukaryota; Metazoa; Chordata; Aves; Caprimulgiformes; Caprimulgidae
Gene: KCNJ10
Product: potassium inwardly rectifying channel subfamily J member 10
Exons: 2
Coding region: 1-1152 (383 amino acids)
Biological process (GO): potassium ion import across plasma membrane; regulation of monoatomic ion transmembrane transport
Cellular component (GO): plasma membrane
Molecular function (GO): inward rectifier potassium channel activity
Source: RefSeq, a predicted model, not a curated record